AUGGCAACCACCUCCCUCGAAGCGCUGGAAUCCCAGCGCCAGCAACUCCUAAAACAAUUCGUCGGGACAAACCUCCAAGACGCCCCCGUCCCCUCCGCAAUCCUCGACCUAGCCAAAGUAAAGCGAAACUGCACCCGCAUGCUCGAGUCCAUAGACGCCCUCGGAUUCGGGUGGAGAGCGCAUAUUAAGACACACAAGACCACCGAGCUCACCCUCCUCCAACUCGGCGGCCCCCCGCCCCGCCCCGCGCAUGUCAUAACCUCCACCCUCACAGAAGCAGAGCACAUCCUCCCCCUCCUGCUCACCUACCCCCCCGAUUCCCGCUCGCUCCUCUACGGUCUCCCCCCCGCCCCCUCCUACGCCCCGCGCCUCGCCUCUCUCUCCCGCAGCCUCGGUGCAUAUGGACUCCGCAUCCUCGUCGACCACCCCUCCCAAGUAUCAGUGGUGCGGAAAAUCCACGAACUGUCGGGGGUGCCGGUGGGUGUUAGUAUCAAGAUUGAGAUGGGGUAUCAGCGUUCUGGCAUCCUAGCUGCGUCAGAAUUAUUCAAAGAGCUGAUCGCCGCGUUGCUGCCGCUGAUUGAGGGGGGGAAGUGUAAGAUCGUGGGGCUUUAUUCGCAUGCGGGGCAUUCGUAUGCUGGGUCUGACCCGGCGACUGCGAUUAGUCUUUUGAACGAUGAGCUACGCGCGCUUUUGGACGCUUCAAACGCCCUCCGCGCUCUCGCCCCAGCGGAUCAGCUCACCUUCUCGGUAGGCGCGACGCCGACGACCACGGCGGUUUAUAACCUCCUCCACCCCUCCGCCAGCGCCUCUGCAUCCGAGACCACCGCGCUAGCUACGCUUCAGGGGACGAUAGAGGAGGUGAGAAAAGCAGAUGCGGCGAUCGAGCUCCACGCAGGCGUCUACCCAGUGCUAGACAUGCAACAACUCGCCACCUCCGCACGUCCUCUUUCCCAGUUAUCCACGGAUGACAUCGCCUUAACAAUCCUGGCCGAGGUGGCAUCCAUCUACCCCCACCGCCGCACCGGAGAAGCCUUGAUAACCGCCGGUUCCAUCGCGCUGGGGAAGGAUUUGUGUAAAUCCUACGACGGCUCUGGCGUUGUCUCCACCUGGGGCGCGGUGGGGGGUGAGGGGUGGGUGGUGGGGAGUGUGAGCCAGGAGCAUGGGAUUUUGAAGUGGACCGGGAGGGAGGGGGAGGGAACAGGGUUGGAAAUAGGGGGGAGGGUGAGGGUGUGGCCGAACCAUGCGUGUAUUGCUGGGACGGGGUUUGAUUGGUAUUUAAUUGUUGAUUCGGAGGGGGAGGGGAAGGGGGAUGUGGUUGUUGAUGUUUGGAUGAGGUGGAGGGGGUGGUGA
This is a messenger RNA of Pseudogymnoascus verrucosus, 1350 nucleotides long. RefSeq lists its product as uncharacterized. The transcript has 2 exons. Lineage: Eukaryota; Fungi; Ascomycota; Leotiomycetes; Thelebolales; Thelebolaceae. Gene Ontology annotation, molecular function: D-serine ammonia-lyase activity. The record is from RefSeq and is a predicted model, not a curated record. Gene Ontology annotation, biological process: D-serine catabolic process. The coding region runs from base 1 to 1350 and encodes 449 amino acids.